This is a messenger RNA of Ochotona princeps (American pika), 3158 nucleotides long. It is a transcript of the gene PLA2G4E, whose product is annotated as phospholipase A2 group IVE. Bases 43 to 2409 code for a protein of 788 amino acids. Gene Ontology annotation, cellular component: cytosol. Lineage: Eukaryota; Metazoa; Chordata; Mammalia; Lagomorpha; Ochotonidae. Gene Ontology annotation, molecular function: calcium ion binding; calcium-dependent phospholipid binding. The transcript is spliced from 19 exons. Gene Ontology annotation, biological process: glycerophospholipid catabolic process. The record is from RefSeq and is a predicted model, not a curated record.
GGGCUAUCUCCAUGCCACCUGCUGACAGUGAAGGUCAUCCGGAUGAAAAAUGUGCGGCAGGCCGAUAUGGUGAGCCAGACUGACUGCUAUGUGAGCCUCUGGCUUCCCACUGCCUCUCACAAGAAGAUGAGGACCAGGACCAUCUCCAACUGCCCAAACCCCGAGUGGAAUGAAGCCUUCAACUUCCAGAUCCAGAGCCAAGUAAAGAAUGUGCUGGAGUUGAACGUCUGUGAUGAGGAUGCGGUGACACCAGAUGAUCACCUCUUGACAGUUCUCUAUGACCUCACCAAGCUCUGCUUCAGGAAGACAACCCACGUGAAGUUCCCGCUCAACCCAGAGGGCAUGGAAGAGUUGGAGGUGGAGUUCUUGCUGGAGGAGAGUCCCUCUCCACCUGAGACCCUCGUCACCAAUGGCGUGCUGGUGUCUCGGCAAGUCUCCAGGCUGGAGGUCCAAGCAGAGUCCAGGAAACGGAAGAAGAGAGGAAAAAUGAAGGACCUCUUGGUGACUGUGAGCGAAUCCUUCGAGAACACUCUGCGUGUCCCACCCUGCCGUGAGCUCUGCCACCCAAACCCUGCCUGCUUCCACUACCCCAAGUACUUCCAGCCACGAUUGCAUAUGGAGGUGCCCAAGAGUCACUGGAGCUGUGGGCUUUGCUGCUGCUGCAGUGAGCACAAGAAUGGCCCUGUGUGCCAGCCCCUCGACUGCCUUUGUGAUGACCAGGCGGUGACCAUGCCUGUGGGUAGGAAUUACGAAUUACACAUGAAGACCACACCCUGCCCGGAGACUCUAGAUGUACGGCUUGGCUUCAGCCUGUGCCCAGAGGAGCUGGAGUUUGUGCAGAAGCGAAAGGUGGUGGUGGCCGAGGCACUGAAGCAGGUGCUGCAGCUGGAGGAGGACCUGCAGGCGGAUGAGGUACCGCUGAUAGCCAUCAUGGCCACUGGGGGUGGAACGAGAUCCAUGACCUCCAUGUAUGGCCACCUGCUGGGGCUGCAGAAGCUGAACCUCCUGAACUGUGCCACCUACAUCACUGGCCUGUCAGGGGCCACCUGGACCAUGGCAACCUUGUACCGUGACCCCGAUUGGUCCUCCAAAAACCUGGAGCCUGCUGUCCUUGAGGCCCGGAGACACGUGGUCAAAGACAAGAUGCCCUCUCUGUUCCCGGACCAGCUUCUCAAGUUCCGGGAGGAACUCCGGCAGCGAAGCCAGGAGGGCUACAAGGUUACCUUCACAGACUUCUGGGGCCUGCUGGUGGAAUCCUGUCUGGGGGAUGAGAAAAAUGAAUGCAAACUGUCAGAGCAGCGUGCUGCCUUGUGCCGGGGCCAGAAUCCCCUGCCCAUCUAUCUCACUCUCAAUGUCAAGGAUGGCGUCAGCAACCAGGACUUCAGAGAAUGGUGCGAGUUCUCCCCCUAUGAGGUGGGCCUGCAGAAGUACGGCGCCUACAUCCCCAGUGAGCUCUUCGGCUCCAAAUUCUUCAUGGGACGGCUGAUGCAGAGGAUCCCGGAGUCCCCGAUGUGCUACAUGCUAGGUUUGUGGAGCAGCAUCUUCUCCCUGAACCUGCUUGACGCCUGGAAUCUGUCCCACACCUCAGAGGAUUUUUUCCACAGGUGGACGAGGAGGAAAGUGCAGGACAUCGAAGAUGACCCGCUCCUGCCAGAGAUCCCCAAAUGUGAUGCCAACAUGCUGGAAACAUCAGUAGUGAUCCCAGGGUCAUGGCUGUCCAAUACUUUCCGAGACAUCCUCACCUAUCGGGCCUUCGUGUCAGAAUUCAACAACUUCCUGUCUGGGCUGCAGCUGCACACUGGCUACCUCCAAAACAGCGAAUUCUCCAAGUGGAAAGACACGGUCCUGGAUGGCUUCCCAAACCAGCUGACAACGUCUGCAAACCACUUGUGCCUGCUGGACACGGCAUUCUUCGUCAACUCCAGCUACCCACCCCUGCUCAGGCCAGAGAGGAAAGCCGACCUCAUCAUCCACCUCAACUACUGCGCUGGCUCCCAGACCAAGCCUCUGAAACAGACAUGUGAGUACUGCACCACACAGAACAUCCCCUUCCCCAACUAUGAGAUCCAGGAGCCCGAUGACAGCCUCAAGGAGUGCUACCUGCUGGAGAACCCCCAUGAACCUGAGGCCCCCACUGUGGUCUUCUUCCCACUCAUCAACGACACCUUCCAACAGUACAAGGCACCAGGUGUGGAGCGGAGCCCUGAGGAGUUGGAGCUGGGCCAGGUUGACAUCUAUGGUCCCAACACCCCUUAUGCCACCAAGGAGCUGACCUACACAGAGGCGGCCUUCGACAAGCUGGUGAAGCUUUGUGAGUACAACAUCCUGAACAACAAGGACAAGCUCCUGCAGGCCCUGCAGCUGGCUGUGCAGAAGAAGAAGAAGCUGAAGGGCCCAUGUGCCAGCUGAGCUCUGGCCAGCUCCUCCCUCUGCUGGCUGCACCUGCUGCCGCCACCCCUACCCCAGCUCUGCUCUCUGGUGAGGGAUGUAGGCAGGCUGGCUUGGACUUUCUCAAACAAUUAAAGAAAAAAAAGAGACAGUGAGGAUACCACCAAGGAGCCACGCUUGAUUUCUUUCCAUACGUCUUUGCAGGAAGCAGGGUCUGGUAGUCACAGGCUCCCAUAUGUGCCUCAGGCUGGGGUACAAAGGCUUGACCUAAGACAGAACCCAGAGGUACAGGGAUGAAGUUUGGGGUCCCGUAUCCCAGUUGUAUCCUCUAAUGGCAGCCAAGGGAAAAUGCGGGCAUACUGAAGAUGUGCCCUGAAUUUCUCCAGAAAAGUGUCUUCUCCAUUCUGAGUCACUGUGCUCUCAGGACUUCUCUCAGUCCUUAUGCUGUGUGAUUUGUAUUUCUGUGAAUCUGUAUCACCAGGACGAAUGACACAAGAAGGUCAAGAUGCAGUGCCAGGCAUCCGGCUCUGCACCACUAUGACGGUGGCAGCAUCAGAGCCCCAGAGCUAACAGCUCGUGGGAUCCCAAGUGGGCCACCAGCUCCAAAGCCAAGUCUGCAGCUCAGGCUGACAGCCCAUCGCCCCGGGCUGCCAUAGGGGAGGGCUGAAAAUGGAGCCAGGUGCCAGGUAGGCAAGGCAUUCUCAUGCUGCUGGCCUCAAGGUUCUCUCAGGUUCUCUCACUGCGCCAUCUCUCCGGCUCCCAGGUGGGUC